UAUAAAGCUCCUCCUCCUGCGCUGAGCCACGUCAUAACAAACAAACAUGGCGACCCCCGGCACCUGCACACAUUUUCUCGCUGUGUUUGCGCUUAUUUCUGCGCUUUUAAUUGGGUUUUAUGGCGCCGGUUCGGGUGUAACAUGGCCGGUUGUGUUUCUGACGGCUGUUACCGGGCUGGGGUUGCUGUGGCUGCGGCGGAGGGACGGCAGGACUGAGCGGCGUGUGUGUGUUCUGGUGCUGGGGGAUUUGGGUCGCAGCCCCCGGAUGCAGUAUCACGCUCUGUCCCUCAGCAAACACGGGUAUAAUGUUACUUUUGUCGGGUUUUUAGAUACCAAACCUCAUCAAGAAGUGUUGAGAGAGGAAAAGAUAAAGCUGGUGCCAGUAGCAGAGGUUAAAGGAGUACGCGUGGGACCAAAAAUCCUGACAUAUGUGACGAAGGUGAUCCUCCAGUGUCUGCAGCUGCUUUACGUGCUGCUGAGGAUGGAAACACAGUCUCAUAUAUUAAUGCAGAAUCCCCCGGGGCUGCCUGGCAUCGCGGUGGCGUGUCUCGUGUGCGUCCUGCGUGGCAGCAGGUUCGUCAUCGACUGGCACAACUACGGCUACACCAUCAUGGCUCUGAGCCACGGGGGGACACACCCUGUGGUGAGGCUCGCAAAGUGGUACGAGCACUUUUUCGGCCCGCUGGCCUCUCGUAACCUGUGUGUCACCAAUGCAAUGAAGGAUGACCUGCAGAAAAACUGGGGCAUCAAGGCGACCACUCUGUACGACUGUCCGCCCUCCAUCUUCAGAGAGACUCCUCUGAAGCUGCAGCACAGGCUCUUCAUGAGACUCGCCAACAAGUAUCCUCAGUUCCAGAGCAGAGGGUGUGAGGAUGAUAAGCAGGUGGAGCGGUCGGUGUUCUCAGAGUGUGAUCUCUGUGAGGAGGCGGUGACGCUGAGGGCGGAGCGGCCGGCGCUGCUGCUGAGCAGCACCAGCUGGACCGAGGACGAAGACUUCUCUGUCCUACUGAAGGCUCUUGAAGAUUAUGAAGGUUUUAUAAAAGCAGGAGCUUCGUUGCCAUCUUUAGUCUGUGUGAUCACAGGUAACUCUUUGCCCUGCACAGUUACACCAAAGCUCUAAUUUCAAAAGGUUUUAUUUGUGUGUGUGUGUGUGUGUGUGUGUG
Molecule: messenger RNA, 1163 nt
Organism: Notothenia coriiceps (black rockcod)
Lineage: Eukaryota; Metazoa; Chordata; Actinopteri; Perciformes; Nototheniidae
Product: ALG1 chitobiosyldiphosphodolichol beta-mannosyltransferase
Exons: 9
Coding region: 47-1120 (357 amino acids)
Cellular component (GO): endoplasmic reticulum
Molecular function (GO): mannosyltransferase activity
Source: RefSeq, a predicted model, not a curated record